Molecule: messenger RNA, 1611 nt
Organism: Gastrolobium bilobum
Lineage: Eukaryota; Viridiplantae; Streptophyta; Magnoliopsida; Fabales; Fabaceae
Exons: 2
Source: RefSeq, a predicted model, not a curated record
AUGCCUGGAUAUGCAAAAUUCAUGAAGGAUCUGUUGAAGAAGAAUAAACUGCUAGAAUGCCAAACCGUUGAACUUACUGCAAAAAGUAGUGCAUUCAUUCAGCAGAAGAUUCCUGCUAAGCUUCGUGAUCCAGGUAGUUUUAAUAUUCCCAUUACUAUUGAUGAUAUUGCCAUUGGCAAAGCUAUUUGUGAUCUUGGGGCUAGUAUCAACUUGAUGCCUCUUUCUAUUUAUAAGUCACUGGGAAUUGAAGAAUUGAAACCCACAGAAGUUUCUCUUCAACUUGUUGAUAGAUCUGUGAGGAAACCUAACGGGGUCAUUGAAGAUGUUCUUGUCAAAGGAAUGAUUAAAUUAAGGAUGCAUGAUGAGGAACUCAAUUACAAUGUUUUUGAGGCAAUGAAAAGACCAGCUGAGAAUGAUGAUUGUUUUCAAGUUGAAGUGUUUCAAGAGCAACAUAAGAAGAUGCGUCCACAAGAGAUUGAUUAUGAGUUGAGAGCCUGUGAUCAUGUUCCUUUUGAAGGCAAAGAAGUUGUUGUGGAAGAGCUUAAAGAAAAAGCUGAUGAUAUAGAAGAUAAGCCACCCAAGGUUGAGUUGAAAACUCUGCCUAAUACUUUGAAAUAUGUAUUCUUGGGGAAUGAAGAGACUUAUCCUGUAAUUGUCAAUACGGCACUAUCUCCUGGUCAAGAAGAGGAGCUUGUUGAAGUUCUAAAAGCUCAUAAGACUGCCAUAGGGUGGUCUAUUUCUGAUUUAAAGGGUGUUAGUCCCUCUAUUUGCACACACAAAAUUCUUAUGGCAGAAAACAUCAAACCUGUGAGACAACCGCAAAGAAGGCUUAACCCGAUCAUGAAGGAGGUAGUCAGAAAAGAAGUUGUGAAGCUUCUUGAUGCAGGUAUGAUUUACCCAAUUUCUGAUGCUGCUUGGGUAAGUCCGGUUCAGACUGUUCCAAAGAAGGAUGGUGUGACCGUUGUCAAAAAUGCAAACAAUGAGUCAUUCCCAACUAGAACUAUCACAGGUUGGAGAAUGUGUGUUGAUUACAGAAGGUUGAACACGGCUACCAGGAAAGAUCAUUUUCCACUACCCUUUGUUGAUCAGAUGCUGGAAAGACUGGCGGGCCAUGCCUAUUACUGCUUUUUAGAUGGUUAUUCAGGCUACAAUCAAAUUCCAGUAGCCCCUGAAGACCAGGAGAAGACAGCCUUCACUUGCCCAUUUGGAGUCUUCGCUUACCGACGAAUGCCAUUCGGUCUCUGUAAUGCACCUGCCACCUUCCAAAGGUGUAUGCUCUCUAUUUUUUCUGACAUGGUAGAGCGAAUUUUAGAGGUAUUUAUGGAUGACUUCUCCGUCUUUGGUUCUUGUUUUGAUUCUUGUUUAAUUAACUUGUCUAAAGUUUUGAAAAGGUGCCAAGAGACUAACCUUGUUCUGAAUUGGGAAAAGUGCCAUUUUAUGGUUAAUGAAGGUAUUGUUUUGGGGCAUAAAAUCUCCAGGAAUGGAAUUGAGGUUGAUAAAGCUAAAUUGAUUUUGAUUGAGCAACUCCCCACUCCCAUUAAUGUUCAUGCUGUUAGGAGUUUUCUAGGACAUGCAGGUUUCUACAGGAGAUUCAUCAAGGACUUCUCCAAG